GACCGUUACAGUUCAAAAUCUGAAGCCGCUGUCGGUCUGAGAAAGCGCUGUCGAGAGCGGAGAGUUUAUUAGACUGUCCACAUAAGACCGUGGCUGAAAAGUUAGACCUUCCACGACGUGAUUCUGUAUUGUAAGAAUUUGGGAAAAUGUCGAAGAAACAAAUUUACUACUCCGAUAAAUACACCGACGAUGAGUAUGAGUACAGACAUGUCAUGCUGCCGAAACAUCUGUCCAAACUGGUGCCUUCUUCCCAUUUAAUGUCGGAGGAGGAAUGGAGAGGGCUAGGAGUGCAGCAGAGCCAGGGCUGGGUACAUUACAUGAUCCAUAAGCCAGAACCCCACAUACUCCUUUUUCGAAGACCUCUUUCCAAGGAAUGAGAGAACUGGAAGGUGACCUUCAAAGUUGAAGUGAUGUGGUCAGAAUUGGGCCAUGUGUGCAUUUCUUUCCAUGCGUUUGGGUUGUAUAUAAGGCUCCUUAUUUACAGAUCUAUGGUAUUGAAAUGUUACGAAUUGUUCCCCCCUCUCCCCUUAAUUCUGGAGAUGUAAUAGUGAAGGCCCGAAUGGAGCUUUAAGGGGAAAGGUCUGUCUCCUGUGUACAGAAGUGUCUGUUUAGAUCUGCACUGAGGUCAUGUAAUGAAAAGCUGGGUGGAUUGACAUGUUAUUUCCAGGUCUUACUGGCAUAAAUAUGUGACAUAGUUUGAAAGGUGUUGAUGCUCUGGUGCUUUGCAUUGGUGAACCAGAGCCAGGGUGAUUUCAUCAAAUACAUUUUAGGUCUAAAAUUUUACUUGGUUGAUUGUUGGCUGCUAUCAAUAUGUAUUAACAUCCCUUGUACAAAUGUAGACCAGCAAAUUUGUUCAUUAAUUUGUUAUCGACAUCAAUAAAUAUCUUGUUGAGAUGGAUCUUAA
Molecule: messenger RNA, 904 nt
Organism: Pygocentrus nattereri (red-bellied piranha)
Lineage: Eukaryota; Metazoa; Chordata; Actinopteri; Characiformes; Serrasalmidae
Gene: cks2
Product: CDC28 protein kinase regulatory subunit 2
Exons: 3
Coding region: 147-377 (76 amino acids)
Biological process (GO): regulation of mitotic cell cycle
Cellular component (GO): SCF ubiquitin ligase complex; cyclin-dependent protein kinase holoenzyme complex
Molecular function (GO): cyclin-dependent protein serine/threonine kinase activator activity; ubiquitin binding; histone binding
Source: RefSeq, a predicted model, not a curated record